CAUUCUAAUGGUUGAAGUUAACCGUCCGAUCUAUAUCAUUGACCGGAUAAUUGACUGGAGACACUAGUUUGUGUCUCAAAUUACCCUUUUACUACACCAUGAAUGAAUUUCAUGGAGCUUGAUUACAUAAAGAGUUUGGGGCAGAUGAGCGGGCCUAGAUAUAGAAAGAGGGUCAAGAUCUUUAUUUGCAAUUGAAGGCAAGUGCCACAUUGUUUCCCACCUAUAAGUAGGUGAUUGGAGAAAUGAGAAUAAUAGUUGCCUUGCAAAGAUAGAAACUAAGAGAGAGAGAGAGAGAGGGAAGACAAGUGCUUCAAUACCCAUCUCUCUUCUCUCUUUCUCUGGGAUAUUACUUUUCUAUCUGAAUAUCGUAACAUAUUGUAUUCUCCUCAACUUGAAAUUUUUUGCUUGUAGAAAGAGAGAUUGUAUGAGUAACAUGGUUGCAACCUUGUCAGCUUGGCCUUGGGAGAACUUAGGCCCCUUCAAGUAUCUGCUAUAUGGACCUCUUAUUGCAAAAGUCUUUUAUUCAAGAACUCAAGAGGGAACCAUGAAGGAAACAUGGUGUCUCCAUAUUCUAAUUUUAUGUCUACUUAGAUCUAUCAUGUAUCAGCUAUGGACUUCUUUCAGUAACAUGCUUUUCCUCACUCGAAAUCGCCGAAUUCUACAACAAGGUGUGGAUUUCAAACAGAUUGACAAAGAAUGGGACUGGGACAAUUUCAUAAUUCUACAAGCUCUCAUAGCUUCCAUGGUCUACUUAAUCCACCCAGUAGUCCUCACAAGUGUUCCAUUGUUGGACUCAAGAGGCUUUAUUACUGUUAUGGUACUCCACAUGGGAGUUUCAGAGCCUGUAUACUAUUGGGUACAUAAAUGUUUCCAUGGAAAAUAUCUUUUCACCCAAUACCAUUCACUCCACCAUUCAUCACCUCUACCCCAGCCUUAUACAGCUGGACAUGCCGCAGUUUUGGAACAUCUUAUAUUAACAGCAGUUAUUGGGAUACCAGUACUUGGGACUUGUCUUUUUGGACAAGGAUCAAUUAGCCUCAUCUAUGGCUAUGUAUUGAUCUUUGAUUUUCUCAGAUGUUUGGGACAUUCCAAUGUUGAAAUUGUCCCCCAUAAGUUGUUUCAGACUUUUCCAUUCAUGAAAUACUUUCUCUAUACCCCAACAUACCACAGUCUUCACCACACAGAGAUGGGGACCAAUUAUUGCCUUUUUAUGCCCCUCUAUGAUGCAUUGGGCAAUACCCUCAACAGCAAGUCAUGGGAGCAACAUAAAAAAAUAUGCUUAAAUUCAGGUAAAAAUGGUAGGGUCCCUGAUUUUGUUUUCUUGGCUCAUGUGGUGGAUAUAACAUCCUCCUUGCACAGCCCCUUCGUAUUCCGAUCAUUUGCGUCGACGCCAUUUCGAGCAAGGCUCUUUUUGGUGCCACUUUGGCCCUUCACUUUUGUGGUAAUGCUAGUGAUGUGGGCUAAGUCUAAAACCUUCUUGUUCUCUUUCUACAACCUCAGAGGCUACUUGCAACAGACAUGGGUCGUACCUCGCUUUGGUUUUCAGUAUUUCUUGCCAUUUGCUAAAGAAGGCAUCAACAACCACAUAGAGGAGGCAAUUCUUAGGGCUGAUAAAUUGGGUGUCAAAGUUCUCAGCCUUGCUGCAUUGAACAAGAAUGAGGCUCUCAAUGGCGGUGGAACGCUCUUUGUGAACAAACAUCCAAACCUUAGGGUUCGAGUUGUCCAUGGCAAUACCUUAACUGCAGCGGUAAUCCUUAAUGAGAUCUCUGAGGAUGUUAAGGAGGUGUUUUUAACAGGAGCAACUUCAAAACUUGGGAGAGCAAUUGCGCUUUACCUUUGCAGAAGGAGAGUACGAGUCCUCAUGUUAACUUUGUCAACUGAAAGAUUUCAAAACAUACAAAAGGAAGCUCCAGCAGAAGUUCAAAAGUACCUUGUCCAAGUGACUAAGUAUCAUGCUGCCCAAAAGUGUAAGGCAUGGAUAGUUGGAAAGUGGAUAACACCAAGAGAGCAAAGUUGGGCACCAUCAGGCGCACACUUUCACCAAUUUGUGGUUCCACCAAUUUUGGCCUUCAGAAGAGACUGCACUUAUGGUGACCUUGCUGCCAUGAAGUUACCUCAUGACGUGGAAGGCCUUGGUUCUUGUGAGUACACAAUGGAGAGAGGAGUAGUCCAUGCAUGCCAUGCAGGUGGCGUGAUUCAUCUCCUGGAAGGUUGGACUCACCAUGAAGUUGGCGCAAUCGAUGUGGAUCGAAUUGAUUUAGUGUGGAGAGCUGCACUAAAACAUGGUUUAAAGCCAGUGUCCAGUCUCAAAAAAGCAUUAUGAAAAUUGUAAACGAUCAUCAGCUAUUUAAAAUGGCAAAAUGAUUUGGUUGUAACACCCUCUUGUUACUUCAUUUCUUCUCUCUCCGUUUUUUUUUUUUUUCUUUUUUGAUUUUUUAUAUA
Messenger RNA from Camellia sinensis, 2442 nucleotides. It is a transcript of the gene CER3, whose product is annotated as Fatty acid hydroxylase superfamily. Gene Ontology annotation, biological process: lipid biosynthetic process. Lineage: Eukaryota; Viridiplantae; Streptophyta; Magnoliopsida; Ericales; Theaceae. Gene Ontology annotation, molecular function: iron ion binding; oxidoreductase activity. The record is from RefSeq and is a predicted model, not a curated record.